This is a messenger RNA of Episyrphus balteatus (marmalade hoverfly), 899 nucleotides long. RefSeq lists its product as uncharacterized. The coding region runs from base 132 to 626 and encodes 164 amino acids. Lineage: Eukaryota; Metazoa; Arthropoda; Insecta; Diptera; Syrphidae. The record is from RefSeq and is a predicted model, not a curated record. The transcript has 2 exons.
CACAAACACGUCAAAUGCAUUUUUCUUCUAAUUUUUAUGUUGCAAUUUGCAUUAAUUAUUAAAGUAAAUAAAUAAAAAAAAAAUCAUUUUAAUCUAGUUCAUAGUUCAACGGUACAUUAGAUUAAGUAAAAAUGCAGCAUUUCAAAUUCAUGACACUUAUUUUUAUAUACUUCGUAAUACAUUCAACGGAUUCGUUGGAAAAAAAUGAUUCAACUUCAUCUGUUGAAAAAAACCAAAAAAUAGCUUCCAUGAAUCAAACUAAUAAUAAUUCGCCAUCAAAUUCAGUUAAUAAUAAUGCUGAAUCCAUAAACAAUGUUAAAGAAAAACCCCACAGCAAUGAACCAUCUGAAACAAAAAUAUUCUUCCAACCAUAUCCAAAUGAAGUAGACAUUCCGGAAUCUUUUAAAAUGGGAUUUUACUUUUUCAUUGGUUUGAGUAUUACAGGAAUUGUAUUUAUAUUACUUAAGAUUAACAGAAUGCGUUUAUCUCGAGCGGAAAGAAAAUAUGGUGUUCAUGGAGAUAGAACCACUCAGGAACUGACACCACUUCCAAUGGCUAUCGAAGACGACAGCGACAAUGAAGAUCAUACAGUUUUUGAUAUAAAUAGACAGAUUAGAGUAUCUUAAUCGUAUAUAUAUAAGAAUCUCUCUUUAUUAUUUGCCAUUUAUCCUUUAUUAUUUAUAAUUUAUUUAAUACUCAACUCCAAAUUUAUUCUCGUGAAUCUCUUUUAUUCUUUGCAUUUAUUGGUUAAAUUUGUUGCAAUAUCAUGAAAUAACUAUUUUCACAACUAAUUCGCAGAUACUGGCUUUCUCGUAACAAGUAUGUGAUAUCUAGAAAUAUGGAAAUUACUUUAAAAUUAAAAAAUGCUCAUUUUGAAAUAAUAAAAACAUAAAAGUGAA